Messenger RNA from Seriola aureovittata, 7786 nucleotides. RefSeq names its product sine oculis binding protein homolog (Drosophila) a (gene sobpa). Gene Ontology annotation, biological process: animal organ development. The transcript has 8 exons. NCBI's taxonomy places the organism in Eukaryota, Metazoa, Chordata, Actinopteri, Carangiformes, Carangidae. The coding region runs from base 568 to 3324 and encodes 918 amino acids. Gene Ontology annotation, cellular component: nucleus. The record is from RefSeq and is a predicted model, not a curated record.
UCCACAUGCAGCUAAACAGACUUGAUUCUUGAGUUUGUGCUGUUAACUGACUGAAGCAGCGGAGUCUGUAACUAAAUCUCAUUAUGACCAACACCAGUAGGUUGUAACACUCAUCUGAAGAACAAUGUGGGACUGGAGGAGUGUGUGGGCACCUGUUUGCUGCUUACAGACUGUCACCGUGAGGGAGCAGCGCUAAGUGGAUGUGACUGCUCUGAUUGCACUCCAUGGGAAAGCGAGAAGAAAUAGCCUACCUCUGAUCAUCAACGCGUCAUAUAAUGUUUCAGCGGACGCCCCUCCCCCUGUCUCGUUUUUUCCCCUCACUCAACCUCUCCUUUGACUCACAGAGGCGGCUCACCACUGGCACACGGACCGUGGAGGAUACGGGCAGAAGAUGGCUGACUUAGCCGAGCACCUCAAGCCGUCGGCGGCAUCACCAGCGUCACACGGGCCGCUGAAAAGCUGCAAGACAUCCGCCGUCUGGCGACUGUAAACAGCUGCCGCUGCCUCUCUCACCCCCUCCUCUCCCCUCCUCACCGCAAAUAUUGACAGAAGUAUCACAGAGAAAACAUGGCAGAGAUGGAAAAAGAGGGCAGACCUCCGGAAAAUAAAAGAAGCCGAAAACCAGCACACCCGGUGAAAAGGGAAAUAAAUGAAGAGAUGAAGAGUUUUGCAGAGAACACCAUGAACGAGCUGCUGGGCUGGUACGGCUACGACAAGGUGGAGCUCAGAGACUCUGACAACCUGGAGAUAGGGGAGACGCCACAGCACAUCUCUGUCCUCAAAGAAAACUUGUUGCCAAAAAUCCCAGCUUCAACAGAGAGUAGCGAAGGCUCUCCGGAUCGAGCCAACAGCUCGCAGUCUAUACCAGCCUCCAGGAAUGGAGUCACAGAGCCCUCCACCACACCGUCCACCUCCACGCCCAGUACCAAGGAACAUGGCAACCUGCCCAUCAUAGUCCCCAUGAUCCCUCCGCCACUGAUCAAGCCCCCUGCAGACGAGGAUGCAUCCAAUGUGCAGAUAAUGUGUGCCUGGUGCCAGAAGGUCGGUGUGAAACGCUAUUCUCUGAGCAUGGGGAGUGAGCUGAAGAGCUUCUGCAGUGAGAAGUGCUUCGCCGCCUGCCGCAGAGCCUAUUUUAAGAGAAACAAGCUGGGAUAUAUAAGGAAUUACGCUGCGAGAGACGACGAUGGCCUCGGUGGGAAAUUACCCCAGAACAGCUUUACUCAGGACACGCCCAGGCUUGUCUUCAAGACAAACAGCGAUGUGCUUGUGUGUGACUGGUGCAAACAUAUUCGCCACACUAAGGAGUACCUGGACUUUGGUGCUGGUGAGCGGAGGCUGCAGUUCUGCAGUGCCAAAUGCCUGAACCAAUAUAAGAUGGACAUUUUCUACAAGGAGACCCAGGCCGCGCUGCCUGGAGCACUGUGUAACCCAGGACAUGGGCCUGGUGGGGAGGGUAAGCUGGAGUGCAGUGGAGGGGUACAGCUGCUCACUCCUGAAUCCUGGGGAACACCGUUAACGGACCUACGUCGUAAAGCUCCCUCACCAGGGGGGCCCUCCAACACCUCUGCUUUGGCCCCUUCCACUUCUUCUGCCACCUCACCCUCAGACACUGCUGCCGUGUGCUCCCCAUCCUCCUCCUCCUCAGCCAAGAUCUCCACACCCAGACCCCACGAGAGCCCCACACUUCCCCCUCCACCUGUUCCCACUUUGCACCCACCAGUCGGUGUUCCCUCUGGUAGCCCACCCAUGGUAAUGACACCCAGGGGGCCUAUGCCCCUGCCUCUGUUCAUGGAGCAUCAAAUGAUGCAGCAGAUCCGUCCACCGUUUCUUCGCCCCUCUGCCCACCCAGCAGGGCCCAACAGCCCACUUUCAAACCCCAUCAUCCCUGGUAUUGGUCCACCCCCUCCCCCAAGGACCCUUGGUCCAGCAUCAAGCCCCAUGCACAGGCCCAUGCUGUCUCCGCAUGUCCACCCAUCAUCCAAUCCCAACCCCGGCAUGAUGCCCCCCCACCCUGGUAUCCCCAUGCCAGGUCUCCCUCCUUUCCCCCCAGUCAACAUGAUGCCCAAUGGACCCAUCCCCCUGCCCCCAAUGAUGAACUUUGGCAUGCCAUCCUUGGCCCCAUUGGUACCUCCACCAACUCUCUUGGUCCCUUACCCUGUCAUUGUACCCCUCCCAGUCCCAAUCCCCAUUCCAAUCCCAAUUCCCUUUAACCCCAAAUCUUCCAGGGACCAGCCGGAGAGCAAUGGCUCUGUCCGCGGUGCUCCAGAGUCAUCGGACUCUUCAGCCUCUGGGCCCCACUCUCCAGGUUCCUCUGGAGGUGACAGAGGGGAGCAGAAAGCAGAGCCAGCUGGUGCAGAACGUCUCUCUCCUUUACGCUCAGAAAGAAGCAGGACGGCAAUGGUGGACCUGACUGUGAAGGCAGAGGAAAAUUCAGGCAAUCUGUGUCUAACCAGCAGCCCCAGACUAAUGGACGGUGUGAUUGAUCUAACAGUGGGCCAGAGGUUGUGCCAACAGCAGGUAAUUCAGAGGAUGCUACCUGAGGUCCAGGUCAAAGUAGAGGCAGAGGCUGAAUCAAGAUCUCCACCAGUCGCUGGGCUGGGGAGGGAAGGGAAGGGCUGUCACAAUGGUGGUGGGGGGGUCCUCUCACAGGGCCUCCUCAGUGCUCCGCAGCUGGAAGGGGGCACACACUCAAACACACUGGACUCAUCGGGCCCAUCCUCCGGCAAUAACAGCCCUUCUUGCAAUGCUGAUCCUCCAGUCAGCCAGCUAAACCCCUCUAUCUCCAACCUGACCCCACCACCCUUAUCAGGCUCAGCACGGACCCAGCCCCAACCCCUGCCACAACUCCAAGCUAGCCCUGGCGCCCCAUGUAAUGUCAUAGUCAACGGAACAGGAUGGCAUUCGCUUCUCACUCCUGCCUUUGAGUCUUUCCCUGACCGAAAAGGGGACGGGAUUGCAGGAGAAGGUGAGUCAGAGGAGCAGCCAGCCAACGGAGAGCUGGAGCGUGAGGCACUGAAAGAGAACAAUUGCUCAGUUGGAGAUUGGGAGCCGGGGAAGCGGGACUCAGCACAAGACGAGAUGGUAAACACAGUAGAGGGUAAACCAGACCCUGAAUCCAGCUUGGAUGAGGGCGAGCAUGCCUAUGCCCUGCCGCUGCUGUCUACCGGAGGCUGCGUGGUCAUCCAGCCUGUGCCAAAGCCCGGUGCUGACAAGACGGCCAUCCUGUCCUGUUCCAUCAGCGCCCCUCUAUCAGCAGCCGGCAGCCCCGAGCUGGAGCCGCCGCUGAAGAGGAGGUGUCUGCGAAUCCGCAAUCAAAACAAAUGAGAUGGAUGCUCUGAGGGACGCAGUGCCAUCAACGACACUCACUUGUCCACCCCCACCUCCAAAUCCCACCCCUCCCAACUACACCACUGCACAUGUUCACGCACAUUCACACUCACACACACACACACACAAACACACACACACACUUUGUUCUUUGUCCUCACCCAUCGUCCAGUCUACCAGCACCACAAAUCGCCUUCAACGACUGAUGAGAGUCCAACCAAACAUGUUGACAUGUAUCAUAGUAGAGCGGACAGGACUCCUUUUGUCUGUGUGACAGAUACUCUAAUAGACUGAACUUCUACAGACUCGACGCCGUGGCCAGCAGGAUCGUUCCACCUUCAAACUGCAGACAGUAUAUCCUUACAACAGGAGGACUUUACCCGGCUGCUUGUCUCCUCAUUUAGAGACUCUCAGCCCACACUGCCCCCUUUACCUUAUCCACCCUCCCCUAUCAAAGCAAGUGCUCUCUGUAAUGUCUCUUACUAUGGAAUGCACUAUAGUGUCCGAUAGUCAAACUCACUGUUGGGAAAUACGCGAGGGGGAGAUUUUCAUCCCUCUUUGAAAUGCUCCUGUUUUGGUCCAGACUGAUGCCACGCCACAGGUACCAAAUCUCUGCUCCAGUAAGUGUUGUUUUUUUCUCACAAAACUUGUCACUAAGGUAUAGACUAAUUUCACAAAUGUUUGACCAUAGAGCCACAAAGCUGGCAAAAAUAGAAAUUCUGCACUAUCUUCUUGGCCUUUGCUUGUCCACAACCUGAAAAAAAAUGUACUUGCCAACCUGACACCAAGUAUUCUGGGUGAAUCUAAAGGGUGGCAGCUAAAAACAAAAAAAAAAGCAUAACAAGCAUGAAUACAAUAUGACUGAUGGGCAAUUUAAAGAGCUGGAAAACUGUCCGCGGACAAAAAAAAAUCAGCAUUUGUGUUGAGAAUGAUUCUUAUUGAAUCAGCAAACUGGAGGAUAAAAUAUUAACCUUCACCAGCAAGCAGUGGUGUGUGGGUGGAAUCAUGCAAUCUCUGCCAUUUUUCCUGUUGCAUCGGUUUGUUUGCUUGUAAAUUUUACUGAAUUUAGAUAUAUAUACUGUUACACAAGAACGAGACAGAGUUGUCAAGAUAAUCACUCAUACUAUUUACAUUUUCACGCCCUCGGGAACACGGUCUGUGUGCUUAAACAGUGAGCCUUGCGAGUAACAGUAAUACGGGCUCCUGCUGUUUGAGAACAUUUCAAGGCUUACUGCACCUCCAAAAAAACUGGGAUGGCAUGGCAAAGUAGAAACUCUGCCAAACUGCAAUGGGUACUUGCUACCGCAGGCUAGCACUUAAUCUUUUCUAUAAUACAUUACCAGUGAUGUUCCUGUCAUGGGUUAGUUUGAGACUGACUGCACUGAAUUUAGAGGGGGCAGAGGGAAGCCAGCUCUUUCAUAAAUAAUUCUUUUGGGACCUGGUGAAAAACUGCUGAAGUAAAACUACAGGAAUAUUUCAACAAUAAAAACACAUUUUGAACAUAAUUUGGAAAAUAUUUAAGCAUCGCCUCCUGUGUGUCCACUGAUCCUGCCAAGUUACUUCAUUUUUUGCCAAUUCUUUUUUUUAAGCCAAAUCUAUAGGCAGUGUUGUCCUUGAUUCAGUGUUGUGCUCUAUUGGGGCAGUUUAAGUAAAAGCAACACAAACUGUCACUGAUCCAGUUUGAUCUGAUCCACUUACACUCUGGCUUCAGCCUGUGAGCUGGGACACAGCAUUUAGUUUACACUCCUAUGGAGGGGGCACAUUUUACCAGUGCGAUACAAGGUAUUAUCAUAUGCCAAAGGCCUCUGGUGUGUUGAAACAAAACAUGUCACCCAGUUUUCAGUGGAGAUGGGACUUCAAACUAAAGAUUUGACCACAUAAUUUAUAGUUGCCAAAAUAAAAAGCACUUAUUUUAAAAGACAGAGGAGAACACAAGUAGAUGUCAAAAGCAGUAUUACCCUGUUAUCUGUCUUUAUGGUUUACUCAGUCCGUAAAGGCCUGCCAUAUGUGACACUGCGAGUAAAGUUCAGGAUUAAAAACAUAAUACAGGAGAUGAAGGAUUCUCGGUCACGUGUUACAUUAGAUGUCUACAUUGCUCUGCAACCUCCUAUCUCACUGUUCUACCUGCAGCCUUUGUUUUAUUUCGCUCUGUCAUGAUGAGACACUGUGUGAUCCAUUCUUUGCCCAAAUGAGGCCCAACAUUUACUCAUACACUUACUCACCUGUAAUAAGCAUACGUGCUGGUGUCGGAUGCAAACACACAAUGCACACAGUAAAUUUAACUUUGUGUAUGUGUGUGUGUGUGUGUGUGUGUGAGGCAGGUGCAAGCAGAGAGCCCAGCUGAGAUUACAGAGUGUUGACUCAGAAUAAGCAGUGUGCAACUCUAUCUGUUGCCUGUUAGUCAGGCAUUUAGGCUUAGCCUGCCGCUUGCCAAGGCCCAGCUUUGGUAUCACUUUGAGAAUUUCCUCGCCGUUGCUUCAUUUCUCUCCAAGCAAACGCAGUGAAAAUAUUCUUUUUAAGCUGCCUGCUACUGUCCUCUUUACCUUUUGCUGAAUUGCAUUUGGCCAUCAGUAGAAAUGCUCCAGUCUGGAAUUCACAGAUUUAUACAUGCACUACAUUUCUUAAAUUACAGUUUAUAUCAGAAGAAUAAAAAUAGAGCAAAUGAAGCCCUAUUUCGAAAUUGAUAUUUCUCUAUCAAACUGUGAGUUUUCUCAUCUGAAAUCUUGCCAGUGUAAACAUAAAAAGCAGGGUUGAUGGAAUCCAGAAACUGGACACUGUUUCUAGUGUCUGUGCUCUUUAACAAACACAUAACAAUCCAAAACCAGGGCCACAGCCAGGAUUUUAGAGGACAUGAGCCUUUAAAUUCAGCUGUGUCCUGUACAAAGUUAUUAUAGGACAUGUAAACUGGUAAAUUUUUGUCGUGUUGGUGGCAUAGAUUAAUGAUGGCCAUGUGGGUAGUAGAUUGCCAUAAAAUAUACUAAGCAGACAAACAUUAAUCAGAGCAUGCAUCCUUUCCAAUUUGGCCUCUGCAUUAGUUUUCUUCUAGCGCCACCCUCAGGACAAAAUAUCAGCUUUAUAAAAAACAAGAUCCAAAACUGUCGGAAUUCAGUUAAAGGAAUAGUUCAACAUUUUGGGACAUUCGCAUAUUUGCCGUCUUGCAGAGAGUUAGAUGAAGAGAGUUAUACCACUUGUAUGUCAAAUGUGAAGCCACAGGCAGCUGCUGGUUAGCUUAGAUUUUCAUAAAGACUGGGAACAGGGGAAACUAGCCUGGCUCUGCCCAACGCUCUAAAGCUCACUAAAUAUGUUGUCUGUGUCUGUUCUUUAUGGUAAGCUAAGCUAACUGGCUGCUGUGUAUUUCACCAAAAUGUGAAAAUAUUCCUUUAAAUUUGCCCCCCAGAGGACAAAUGCUAAGUGGUUUGGUGACCUUUUCCUGACCUUUCCUCUGGUGCCAUCAUCAGGUCAAAUUUACAAUUUCUUUCUGACGACUGCUUUAUCUCCCAGAAUUCUCUAACUGGGUCGUUCUCUAUACCAGAGCUCUCAUACUGUUUGAAAAAGGUUGAGAGGGCUUGAUUUCUAACGAGGAACUACCCAAAAUCCAUGGUUACAUCUGCUUCUACUUCUGCUUGACGCCUUCACACACACACACACACGCACACACACACACACACACACACACACACACACACACACACAUACAGACAAAACAACACGCAUGUUACGUCUGCUCCUAACCUGCACCAUGUUGUGUUGGCGUUACAAACAGUGUACUGUCCGUGUUGGAGACAGAUGCUGAAGAUAUCAAACCCUAACUCUCACAUGGAAAUCCCGGACCACUGAAUCAGUCUUUGUGAUGACAAACAGACUCGUGACAAAUCUCCAGCAUUCCUUUUUUUGAUGAUAGACUACAGGCCUUGGUCAACAGCCUGAAUUAUGCAAUGACAACUAACUCCAAACCUAAUAGAGACGAGUGGUCCACAGACAAAAUAAAACAUGACAUGACUUCAUGUUACUUUUCAGAAACAACAGAGAAGUUGCCUUAACUCUUGCUUGUAUAAUCUCUACAGUUAAGACAAUGAUACUCGCUUGUAAAGAAGACUCUCUCUUCUUUGUACAAAAUGAAAUAUACCAGAAACAACAACUUUGUUAUCUUGCUAGUGUCAAUGUAUAGAUGAUCAGCUUUUUCUGUAACUUGUAUGGACUGUCACACUUUUGCUAAGAAACCCUCCCCCCAACUUUCUUGUUCCUAAACAUCCAAUCUGUUCAACGUUUUAACUCGUGGUGGGCUGUCAAUCUUUUUGUGUACAUUUUAUAAUAUUAUUUAUUGUUGACAAGUUUUGCAUUUGCAAAUAAUUAAAAAAAAGUGAAGGUGGUUUGACCUGAGCAUUCGAUUCCAAUGUAAAUGCCUGGUGAACAGUGAAAUGCUUUUUUAAUUAUUAAAAUGGAGAAAACAGUAAUAUGA